GGGCUGAGCGGCUCAGGGAGUGAGGAGCGACCAUGGCCACCUCAGAGCUAAGCUGCCGGGUGGCAGAGGAAGACUGCGAGCGCAGGGAGGCGUUCUGGGCAGAGUGGAAGGACCUGACGCUGUCUACACGGCCCGAGGAGGGCUGCUCGCUGCACGAAGAGGACACCCAGCGGCAUGAGACCUACCACCGGCAGGGGCAGUGCCAGGCUCUGGUGCAACGGUCCCCGUGGCUGCUCAUGCGGAUGGGCAUCCUGGGCCGCGGGCUGCAGGAGUACCAGCUGCCCUACCAGCGGGUGCUGCCACUGCCCAUCUUCACCCCCACAAAGGUGGGCGCCACCAAGGACGAGCGUGAAGACACUCCUGUCCAGCUGCGGGACCUGCUGGCACUGGAGGCGGCCUUGGGUGGCCAGUGCCUAGAGCGCCAGGAGGUGGCCGAGAUCACCAAGCAGCUGCCCCCUGUGGUGCCCGUCAGCAAGCCUGGAGCCCUGCGUCGCACACUGUCCCGGUCCAUGUCCCAGGAGGCCCAGAGGGGCUGAGCAGCGCUGGGAUUUGGGCUCUGCUCUGCCCUCCUCCGGCUGGGCUCUCCCUGCCUAGGAGCACGGAGGGGAGUUGCCAGCUGAGGAUGCUUUUUAGUCUGCCCGGAGUCGGGAGCUAGGGGAGGAGGGAGCCAGAGGCCAGGGUGCCUGGGUACCCCGAGCUCCCAAAGGCAUAGGAGCAGAGAUGGUGGAUGUUAAAAGUAGAAAGCUGGGGGCCAGCACAGCUGAGUCCUGUCAGCCCCAAGAGAAGGGACAGAGGACGCUGGAGAGGGCAGAAGGGCCCUAAAGAGUGGCCUGGGCCAGGUGUUGGCUCCAGGAGACUGCAAGUGCAAAGGGAAUGGGCUGGAAGGCAUUGGAGACCGGAGGGGGAUGUGAAAGAGGGCGGAGGUGGGGAGAAGCCCCCGGCACCCUCUGUUAGCGCAGCAAUAAAUGCUCACCAUGUUCCAGG
This is a messenger RNA of Ochotona princeps (American pika), 984 nucleotides long. It is a transcript of the gene TCAP, whose product is annotated as titin-cap. The record is from RefSeq and is a predicted model, not a curated record. The transcript is spliced from 2 exons. Gene Ontology annotation, cellular component: Z disc. NCBI's taxonomy places the organism in Eukaryota, Metazoa, Chordata, Mammalia, Lagomorpha, Ochotonidae. The coding region runs from base 33 to 536 and encodes 167 amino acids. Gene Ontology annotation, biological process: skeletal muscle myosin thick filament assembly; cardiac muscle tissue morphogenesis; skeletal muscle contraction. Gene Ontology annotation, molecular function: protein-macromolecule adaptor activity; structural constituent of muscle; titin binding.